AUGUCCUGCCCAGACUGCUUCUCUGGCCAUGUCCGCGACGACGUCCCCAAAGGUCACGUCACGACUCUCCACGGGCUAGAGACUUAUGUUGCAGAGCCCAAUGUUCCAGCAGACCAGGUUAAAGGCAUUGUGGUCAUAAUCCCGGAUGCCUUUGGAUGGGAGUUCGUCAAUAACCGAAUCCUGGCGGAUCAUUAUGCCGACAUGGGCAAGUUUAGGGUUUACUUGCCGGAUUUUAUGAAAGGAACGGCGGCACCAGUUUGGAGCAUUGAUACGCUCCGCGCGGUAUUCAAGACGGGCAGUUUGUGGGACUGGGUGUCGAAACCGUACCACAUCGCCAACAUAAUCUAUGCCGUCUUGCCAUUCAUUAUCACCAACCGGCCCGCAAAAUCCUAUCCGGUAGUAGAAUCCUUCUUCACAUCUCUCCGCCAAUCCUCAGAAGGACAUCUCUCUAUCGGUGCGGCGGGAUUCUGCUGGGGCGGAAAACACACCGUCCUACUUGCCCACGGGGCAGCUACGACCGUAAACGGCGCGAAGAAGAACCUGAUUGAUGCUGGAUUCACGGGUCAUCCUAGUCUGUUGGCGAUUCCCGAGGAUAUCGAAAAGAUUACAAUCCCCGUGAGCUUUGCGCUGGCGGAGUUGGAUAAUAAUGUCAAAGCGGACAAAAUUGAGGAGGUGAAGAAGGUUAUGGAGGGGAAGGAAGGCGAGGUUAAGGUUUAUUUGGGAGCGGGCCAUGGGUUCUGUGUUAGGGCUGAUAUGGCGGUUGAGGAUUCGUCGAGGCAAGCGGUUGAGUCGGAGGAACAGGCGAUUGAUUUCUUUAAUAAGCGUUUUUCUUCGUAG
Molecule: messenger RNA, 837 nt
Organism: Aspergillus puulaauensis
Lineage: Eukaryota; Fungi; Ascomycota; Eurotiomycetes; Eurotiales; Aspergillaceae
Product: dienelactone hydrolase family protein
Exons: 3
Coding region: 1-837 (278 amino acids)
Molecular function (GO): hydrolase activity
Source: RefSeq, a predicted model, not a curated record